Messenger RNA from Penicillium cataractarum, 2601 nucleotides. RefSeq lists its product as uncharacterized. The coding region runs from base 1 to 2601 and encodes 866 amino acids. Lineage: Eukaryota; Fungi; Ascomycota; Eurotiomycetes; Eurotiales; Aspergillaceae. The transcript is spliced from 2 exons. The record is from RefSeq and is a predicted model, not a curated record.
AUGGGUUUCACGGUUUCGAUUGACCCUGCCCACACAGUGGAUGCAACAGAUGACAGUGAUAAGUCUUCCUGGGAGGACGAAUCGCAAGACGACUGGGCUCAUGUACCUGAUGUGGAUCGUUCGCGCAACGUUUUCCCAUCAAAGCCGAGGGUUCACCAGACGAGAAGGCCCUCAAGAACUGGCCCGAAUAUAUCGAUCCAUGCCAGCAAAGACAUCGCCGUUCAGACAGAGAAGAUUCCUUACUUUGACGAGGUAGAUGUUUUAGGCACUGGUUACAAUGAUUUUACCGUGCAUCUCGACUUGGAAACCGGACUAGAUAUCAAUGCCGACAUCGAGCAGCUAUCCCGACUGAAUCAGUUGGGGCACUUUAAUGAAGCCAUCUCCUUGUUUCACGAGCGACUAGCCCGCCAUGUGGACUUUUUCCCGGUCACAGCAGAAUACGCUGAUCUGCUCCUAGAGCAAGGCAGUUUCGGAGAUGCGCAUGCAUUCUUAACUGCCCGCUUGCGUGACAUGGCCUCGACAUUUUCCGAGCUUGAGUUACGACUUUUAGGACUUCUCAAGUCCUUUGCGGAGAUUUAUACCAAGGGUGCUUUGAUACCAGCAUUACAAAUGACAAAACAGACUCUCGAGGCUCUCGAGCGCGAGUCCGAUGAGGAUCCAUCUUUUUUCAAAACGUCAAUAGGGCAGCAUAUUCAUCUAGUCGAGACAUGCUUGCGCAUAAUCAGUUAUGCAGCUAUACAUUCGAGUUUCCUAGGGAGUAGCGCAUAUUGGUCUCUGCUGCGAUGGGACUUCUCGUCUGGCAAAUUCAAAUUCCGCAAGGCUGGUUACUUUGAUAGCCCAACUAAAUUAAGCCCAGGGGAGACGCCCCCUGCAAUAUCUGGAGGAAUACGAAUGAAUCCUUAUGAUACUACUGGCCUUGAAAGGCCAUUCCCACGCCUAGGUGACUGGUAUUCCUUGUUGGUACAGGAAGGAUAUAUGUGGGAAUCGCACCGCCUGCUGCGUGUUGUCUUGCCACUGAUAGGAGACUCUACAUGUCACUUUCUGCCUGACAAGCUUUUUGAGAAGUUCUUUCACCUGAAGGAUGUGGCAGAGGCCAAAGGAUUAUUCUUACGGGAUGAGAUACUUUUCGAUGAAGACCGGCAGAUUUUGACAGAACUUGCAAAUGCGACUCUAAUCGCGGAGUUUUUGAACUCUCCCAAUGUCGACGAAUCGGUGAAAGCAACUCAGCGCUACUUUUUCGAGAAAGUCCGUUCUACUGCCGUGUUAAUCGCCUCUACAUAUCCGAAGCUACUUACUAGUAGGCCAUACCUGCAUUGGCUAUAUUUGGAGGAAGCCAAAGGCAUGGAGGAGAGCAAGAGACUCAACGCAUCAAGCAGUGAAAUAUUCUACUCGCUUACUUGGUCCCAGGAUGACAUUAGUGGCAUUCAAUCAUCCUUCUUUAGUGGUGGUGUGAGGCCUGCAAGUUUCGGUGAAGGGUCAGCACCAGCAGCAACCACGACUACUUCCUCUCUGGAGACCAGUUUAAGGAUCCUAAUUGCAGUGGCGAGGCAACAAGAAGACUACAAACUGCAGAUAAUCCUCCUUCAGGUGCUUCUGAAUAACUGCUCUACGAUGAGUGGGAAGCUCGAGGUUAUACGAAACAUGUCACACCUCAGCCGGGAUGUCAUGAAGGAUGCUGGAGGAUAUCUCCAGUGUUUAAUCGCCGAGUCGCGGUCCGUUAUUGAUCAUGAUCCCAACCCCAGAGACGACAGUGAUACGCGAAUGAGCCUCUACUCUCGAAUUACCGAGUUUAAUGAAGUGUAUCCCUCCCACUUUGACUUCAGGCCAGAAGAAAGGUUGCGCUCGCAACUGAUCUUAUUCGACAUCCCCAUCUUGGUUUGGCUAAAACAUCUGGCCAUGGAGCAACUGCUGAGAGGUAUGAGCCGGGAUACAGAGGCUGAAGUCUCGAGGGUUAGGCUACCCCAAAUUGAGCGGCAUCUGCCAUAUCAUGUGUCUUCUCGCCUGGGUGCAACGCACUUCCGUUGCACGGGUUGCGUGGACUGCAACGGAGAUACCUAUUCAUCUUCCUAUUAUCCAUACGAGUACCCUACACAUGGAGGCAAUCCAUAUGUUCAAAACUCCUACUAUACUCACCCAAGGGCUCGCUCGAUACAUCCGUAUUUUGCGAAUCCACCUGGCACUCACAACCAUGCUGCUGGUUGGCGUACUACUCGUCGGGGUGUUCGUUAUUUCUCUCCAGCUUCCCCCUCCGAGUCAGCUUCUUCUGGGCCUGCAUCCCCUCGGCGUGGUGCUUCCCUCCAUGCCUCUCGUCCUUCCUCGCCACCAUCGGGAUUGCGUAGUCGUGCUAUCGGGCAUGAGAGACAUCGAUACCACACCGCGGAGGAUGAUGCAGCGUGGGACGUGGAAGAAUAUAUUCGAACCUCACGAGGACCUGAACGCGGGCGGCAACCAAAGAAGAGUUCAGAAAGGAGGUCCAAAGGGACAACUGUGGGGGGUGAUUCGAAAAUUGAAAAGGACCUUGGUGAAGUCAAGGCAGAUGCCACUCAUCAACAAGAUGAAAAGAACAGUGAUGGGAAACACGAUGAUGUUGGGCCAAAAUAG